Rotaria sordida is the source of this 2217-nucleotide messenger RNA. NCBI's taxonomy places the organism in Eukaryota, Metazoa, Rotifera, Eurotatoria, Philodinida, Philodinidae. The record is from the annotation of a GenBank genome assembly.
AUGCUCGUGGCACGUUGUUUCUUUAUUCUUUUGUUUGUUACUCUUUGCAUCGGUGUCCUCGUCUUAGACUGGUAUCUUGCUGAUACAAUACCAUGGUCUCACUAUGAAUCGAGUACACAACAGUUGAUCAAUGGUAUACCUUUUUGUGAAUAUGAUAGAUCACGGAAUUUUUUACGUGAAAGAGCCAAUUCAAUGUCCGAUUUUAGUUUUCUCGGUGUUGGAUUUUAUAUGCUUGUUCGAUCAAUUGAAACAAAAUCAAAUAAUCUUACAAAAAUAAUAAUUUUAUCCGUAAUAAAUGGACUGAUCAAUUGUGUACAUGCAUUUGGAUCAUGGCUUAAUCAUGCAUGUCGAUGUCAAUUCGGACAUCGACUUGAUAUAACAGGCAUGUGGCUUGUCACAUCGUUCAUUACACUUUAUAGUCUUAUGCAACAUAUACGCAUCAAUAAUAAAAAGAAUGUUCCCGGUAUUCUUCAUCGUCUUUGGCCAUCUCUGCUUUAUGUUUCGACGGCGAUAGGAAGCACUUUUGCUAUGUACAAGGCCGAUAUACAAUUCUGUUGUGGAGAACGGCUACCAUUGAUCAAUCUACUCGCGUAUGGUGCAAGUGAAGGAUUUUUUGGUGUCAUCGCAAGUAUUCACACUGACGAGUAUCUUCUAUUACCAACAAAUGUAUUCUUCGAAUUCAUCAAAGAAGAAGAUAUUCAGCAAGCUCAACCAAAAACUCUUCUUAUCUCAGAGCUCGAACCCGGACAUCGAUAUGAAUUGGUUUGCACAACCCAUGCCGGAUUGGUUCGAUACAGAAUGGGAGAUGUCAUCAAUUGCACGAGAUUUCUUUGUCGAGCCGAUGACUUGGUUUCAUUACCAGAAGAACCAAUCGAGAUUCCAAGAAUUCCUCUCAUUUCACUCGCAUAUCGUGUUGGAACUCUUUUGAGUGUAUUUGGCGAGAAAACAAAUGAACAACAUUUGAUAAAUGCUCUUCAACAAACUGUUUGUCAAUGGCGAGAACAAGGAAUACCAGUUAACUCUUACGAAUUUGCGUCGUAUCCAAGAUUAGAUGUAUUUCCGGCUCAAUAUGUCAUCUUUCUGGAAUUGAUUGAGGAUCAAGAACACAAGAUUGAUGCACAACAACUUCAAAUUCUCAAGAAUACCAUCAAUACAGAAGUCGAACAAGAACUUUGCAAAGCGAACCAAAAUUAUCAAAAUAGUCGAAGUUCAACAAAGCUUGGUCCGCUUAAUGCUAUUCUUUGUUGUCCAAAAAAAAGGAUAAAACAUACUCCAGUUGAGACGAAAAAAAGCACUGAUCGAAGAGGUUUGUUAGCUAGUGGUAGCGUUAUUGUCGAUUGUAUUAUUAUCAUUGAUCAUUGGCCAAUAGAAAAUUGCACAUCUUUUGUUCAAUGUCCACCAAUUAUGGCCGGUGGUGGUGGACCGUUUAAUAUAGUUAAAAAUCUUGUGGCCAUGAAUGCUCAUUUUCCACUAUCGCUUCUGGGUUUAAUAGGUAAUGAUGUCAAUGGUAAAUGGGUGAUAGAAGAUUGUAUGAAAUCUCAUAUUGACAUAAGUCAAUUACAAACGAUAAAUGAUUCUACUCCAACAUCUUGCACUUAUGUGAUGAGUGUUGAAAAUACCAAUCGACGAACAUUUUUCCAUCAACAAGGUGUCAAUGGCUAUUUAAAUGAACAACAUUUUGAUUUUUCUCAAACGACAGCAAAAUUAUUUUAUCUUGGUCCUUUAACUCUGUUAACUGCAUUGGAUCAGCUCAUUGACGAUAAUAAACGAACUAAUGCAUCAAAAGUAUUAGAAGCUGCUCUUUUAUCUGGACUAGAAACCAUUGUCGAUUUUUCUACUACAAAAAAUUCAAAUUAUUCUAAAGUUGCUCAAGCAUCUUUACCGUUUAUAGAUCAUUUGAUUAUUAAUGAAACAGAAGCUGGAUUGAUUCUUGAUCAACAUUUAACAAGUGCAAUUUUAAUCACCAAAGAUGGAAAUAUUUUACGGCAAGGAUCGCCCAUUUUGCCUGCUGAAUUCAUCAAAGGUGCUGUUGGCGCUGGAGAUGCAUUUGCUGCAGGAAUGAUUUACGGUAUUCAUGAACAAUGGCCGUUAGAUAAAACAUUACAUUUGGCCGUUUGUGUUGGUGCAAUGUCACUUAGUGACGAAACAUCAUGUGGUGGAAUGAAAACCAUCGAUGAAUGUAUUCAAUUGGAAAAAUUUGGUUUCAGAAAACUAUGA